Moneuplotes crassus is the source of this 1008-nucleotide messenger RNA. The record is from the annotation of a GenBank genome assembly. Lineage: Eukaryota; Ciliophora; Spirotrichea; Euplotida; Euplotidae.
CACUCCAAAUUAAUGUCUGUGCUGAAACUACUCGAGAAGAGAAAUAUGGCUGAUGAAGGAAUAGAGUCUUCCUCUGAAGACUCUAUCCUCGCACCAGAGAGCGACAUUCCCAGCGAAGAAGGUGAGGGUGAAGAAGAGAAAGAAGAGAGUGCUUUUAAGGAGCCAGAAGUUAAACAGUGGAAAAAUAGAGCAAGAGUUUUAAUAUGCUGUGGUAGAGGCUCUGCUCCAGGGUUCACAGGGCUUGUUAGAGACAUCAUUGACCUCCUCCCACACUCUAAGAAAGAGGCUAAGGUAAAUAAGAAAACAGCUAUCCCAGAUGUGCUAGAGUUAUGAGAGUCACUAGCUUGUAAUACCUUCCUGUACUUUGAGCCAAGAAGAACGAUGAAUAUUUUCCUUUGGAUUGGAAAGUAUCCUGAAGGUCCUUGCGCUAAGUAUGAAAUCAAAGGAGUGAACAUUAGUCUUGAAAAGAAAAUGACAGGAAAUUGCUUAAAAGGAAGUCGUCCUCUCCUCUCGUUUGAUAACUCGUUCUUGCCAAGUGAGGGAGACUUUUUGAAGAACCGUCAUCUUGUGUUAAUGAAGGAGUUGCUAUGAAGUACUUUUAACACUCCAAGGUAUCAUCCAAAGUCGAAGCCAUUUAUUGAUCAUAUUUUCUCAUUCAAGAACUUUGAGAAUAAAAUUUGGUUCAGAAAUUACCAAAUCUUGAAUGAAAAUGAUGAGAAGUUCACUGAAACCGAUCAGAUUGACAAUAUGAACCUUGUCGAGAUUGGUCCAAGGUUCAACCUUACCCCCAUAAAAAUCUUAGAAGGAUGAUUCACAGGGAAAACUGUAUGGCAGAAUAGCAAGUACAUCACUCCUGCCAAGAAAAGAAGCAAGAAAUUCAGCAGAGCCAUUAAGAAGAGAGCCCAAAAGGAGAAGAGGUGGAAGAUCCUGGAAGAAAAUCAAAUUGAAGAAACUCCAAUGGACAGACUUUAUUACGAAGAUGAGGAUGAGAAUGAAGAUGAAAAUUAA